Molecule: messenger RNA, 6609 nt
Organism: Photinus pyralis (common eastern firefly)
Lineage: Eukaryota; Metazoa; Arthropoda; Insecta; Coleoptera; Lampyridae
Gene: dikar
Exons: 8
Coding region: 343-5760 (1805 amino acids)
Biological process (GO): chromatin remodeling
Cellular component (GO): CERF complex
Molecular function (GO): protein binding
Source: RefSeq, a predicted model, not a curated record
AUAAAAUUGCAUUUAAAAAUUUUUAUUCUUUCAUAAAAAUCAACGUUUAAAUUCCACAAACGAAGCUCGAGUACUGCGCUUAAAUUUUAAUACAAAUCACCCCCGUGCGACUUUAAAAUAUUGGAAAGAUUGAAAGGCAAGUGGUUGUAGCAUUGUAUUUAUCAGUGCGUGUGGGUAGCUUGUUUGAGAAAUGGCAAUUUUGGUCAAAAGUGGAAUGAUCGCAGUACGUAACGGUUAAGAGAAGACAGCAGUUUAUGGCCCAGAAAAUGGAUUGUAACUCAUUUUCGUCGAGCGAUUUAAUGUGAAUUAGAGAGGUUAUAUGUGUUGAUUACAGUAUAGGUUAUGUUUCCAACUUUCAUUAGUAUUUUAGAUAUACAGUCAUGGUGGGAAGUACCGAGUAUAGCACAUUUUUGCUCAUUAUUUCGUACAGCCUUUAAUUUGUUAGACUUCGAUAUCGAGGACCUAGAAGAAGCUCUCCUAACAGACGGUACCGAAGAAACCUCGUGGCUUCAGGAACUUAUUGUUCGACUGUUAACAGGGUGUCUCCCCAACAAUGAAAUCUCUACGUUUAAUUAUCAGAUGUUUUUAAGGAGAUUGUUUCGGGAGAAAUGUAAAGAGCAUGAUCGGUAUAAUCCGUUUAAUACAGACAUAGAUUUUCAAUUGUUACCCUUACGAACAAAGGUGGAUAUUUUACACGCGUUGUGCGAUUUUCGGCUCGACGCGGAAGAUGUGCUCGAACAACUGAAAAAUCUCGAGGCAGACAGUUUAAGGGUCGAACCCCUGGGCUAUGACGAUAAUAAGUCUGCUUAUUGGUACUUUUACGGGACAAGACUGUAUAGGGAGGAUUUUAACGUAAAAAAUAAUAGGAAGGGGAAGUCCGUGUGGCAAGUUGUGUGUUUUACAGAGGAGGAUUGGUUUCAACUUGCCAAAAAGUUUAAGGAGUCUACGUCCAAAGCUGAAUGCCAGCUGUAUCACACACUUACAGAAAAUUUUCUUCCCGAGUUACCCAGACUUUUUUGUGAGAAAGAACAACUCGCAAGAAAACGGUUACUGGACAACCAACCAAGAAGGACAUCAAGUAGGCUUGAUACGAAACGGAAGCAGGAAACCGAACGUGCAGAAAAGGUGAAACUUGAAGCUGUGUUAGACAAGGAAAAAGAAGAACUAAAACGCAAAUUAGAAUCGGAAAAGCGACGGCAAGACGCGUACGAACGAAGAUCUCGUUUACGCGAACAGGACAACGAAAGUGACAAUUCAGAAGCUCGGUAUGAAAUGGCUGGAAAUAAAAAACCCGAGAAGAAAGAAAAGCAACGCCAUAAUUCGAGCAGUUCGAGCAGUAGUAAAGAUUGCGGUUCGAGUGUCACUCGAUCGUCUAGUCAAAGUUUGAAUCGGGCCAGUAAUGAAAUAUCCAGCAACGUUAAGUCGAGCACGGCUAGUGCGACUACUGUCGGUAGACAAACAAAUAAUUCUUUAGCUUCGGCAACGGGACAGAUUGUGAUACAACCGGUGUUAAAUACAAAUCGGAAGAAGUUGAAGACGUCAUUAGUAUUUCGUCAAACUGAUGAAGAUCUUCAAACAGGUAUGCAUAAAAUUUUAGAUUACGUGAAAAACCACGAGGACGCUUGGCCCUUUGUUGACGCCGUGGAGGAGGAAUAUGCACCCAAUUACUACUCGGUUAUUCGUAAGCCGAUGGAUCUUCAAAGAAUGGAGGACAGACUCGAUUCUGGAUACUACAAAACAUUUGCACGUUUUCGAGGAGACUUCCAACUGAUCAUCGACAACUGUCGCCUAUACAACGGGGUCGAUAACGAGUACACCGAGAUGGUCGGCAACUUACUCACAGUUUUUGAGAAGGCCACAGAACGCUAUCUUGAUCAAGUGACCUCCUCGGAUGACGAAAUAGCAGUCGAGUAUCCCGAUACCGACUUUGAUGAUAAAUUGGACAACAAACACAAAACUAUCAACGACGUGGCAACUAUACGUAAACCGACGUUAGCUGCGCAAACCGACAAAAAACGUCAGCCGUCGGUUUCGGACGAUUCUGUUAGUAGAUGUAGUAACUCGGUUGAUUUUUCCGAAGCUAAAAAUAAAAAGAAGGUUUCCAAGGUGAAAGAUGACGUCAAAUCAAAGAAAAGUACAAAACAGAGCCGGAAAAAGAAGAACACUAAAGGGAGGAGAAAAUCUUCAAGAUUAGUGCAGAGUCCUAUUAAGAGUCGAAGUAGAAGUAGGAGUUUGAGUAGUUUCAGUCAAGGUGAUUGGAGUGAUAGUCCGCCACCUUCAUUUCCUCCUUCUAGUCCGGAGAGUGUCUAUAAUCCAGUUGCGAGGAAAAGUAAAAGCUCCUAUUUAAGUGAAGAAGAAGCACAUGUGACGUCUAAAGGGAAAGAAAAACAAAAGGAUAAAUGGCGAGAUUCGAAAGUCAAGAUAGAAAAAAAGGUCGAUGUCAAAGAAUUGAAAAACAAAGAACGAUCGCAUUCCCCUCCAAAACAAAAGGAUAAGCAUAAUAAACUUCGUGAAACGAUUGAAAAGCUUAAAGCGAAGAGUGAAUUAUCGAAUAAAGUGAAGAGUAGCGACUACGAAGAUAGUGAUGAUAGAACGAAGGAAAACGAAAAGCGUCAUGAUAAUAAAAACAAGAAAUACGACGCUUUUAAAAAUAAAUUAAAAUCGAAAAGUAAAAAUGUGAAUUGCAGUCAGGAUGGUGACUACAGUUCCGGCGAAAGUGUCCAUUCAGACGUAAAAAAAUCGUUCAAAAAAGACAAGAAGCUUUACGGAACAAAAAAUGCGGCAAUCGAAGCCUUAACUUUAGCUACAGAACAAACACUUAAAGACAUAAAUAAGUGGCUCGAUGAUACUCCUCGACUAUCCGAAUUUAGUUCCGCCAGUAAUUCGCCAUCGCAUUACAUCGGCGCGGAGGAGUUUGAAAAUAUCGGCAGUAAAAUUGAUAACGAUUACCGCAAGAGGCUGGAAAAACCUGUACCGCGCAAGGAUGUUAUGGGCAAAGAGAUUAAGCGGCGCACGUUUCAUAGGGAUCCGACUAAAUUUUUGAAAAAGCGCGAAGUGCAAAGAACAAUCGACCGUUUGCAGCCGGGCAAAAGUAAAGGUAAUUUGUUGUCGAAUGUGCAGAACGCCGUAAAAGUGGAGGAUGUGUUUCCGUUGGGUCCGCUCUCGAAAAUUAAGGAUACGAAGAAUUCUUUAAUCGUGAAAACGGCGGAGAGUACCCCAAAGUUAAGUUUGGGGUCUGUUUUGGACAGUUUCGGCAAGCAUAAGUUUGUAGAUGAUGUUAAGAAAGAUGAUGAUCAUAAGGCGCCUGUAGUUAAAAAAGCGGAAUCGCCGAUUUGUGACACGGAAAAUCGCAAUGUUUCCCCAGCCGAAAGCAAAGCUGAGAAGAAAGAAGUGAAAACGGAUAUUGCGGAAAUAACGCCGGGGAAAGCGACGCCAAAUUUAAGCGCCUGGUUCAAAGCUUUUGGGGCGCCAAAAGUUCCGCUAAUCCAGAAGAAAGUUGAACAAAAAACUGAAGGCAAAGAAAGCGAAAAAGUUGAUGAUGGUAAGGACAAAGUGAAGGAGGAGGCUCGUAAAGUUUCACUUCCUGAGGUUUCGCCGAGCACGGACAGUCCGGCUACCCCUCAGGGACAGCCGACAUCACGGCAACGGAAAAUGAGUACUGGUAGUACAGUUUCGGAACGAUCUUCCUUUAGUCAGGACAUGGAUUCGCCUAGGAUUGGCAUAGACGAACGAUUGGGUGCUUAUCCUGCUCCAUAUCCGUCACCUUUACAUCGAUCUCCAUCGGGAGCAUCCCCGGUGAUGGCGUCUCCAAGACCCGACGUGUCUCCAAAGUCUACAUAUCCUACAGUGAACGGCCAAAUUAGGGUUGGCUUUUAUCAAGAUACUGUGUCGAAUAAAAGCAGCCCGGAAAAAACUGGGAGCCCACAAUCUCCUUAUGUCCAGUACUCUGAGCACGUGUACACCCCUGCGAGUACUGAGAGCACCACAUAUUCCUACGGUAACCCUUACUAUUCACAGCUGUCAAAUUAUAGUACCUCGACCACCCCUGCAUAUAAUGCAGACCAGUCGAGACCUCCAUUUUACGAUACCAGUAAACCGUUAACCGACCAAUAUCAAGCUAAGGUAACCCCCAACUAUUCCAACUACCAAAACGUGAAUGCGCCAGGAUAUCCCACUACAAACUACCCGGUUUGCUCCACCUCAAGUUCUCCCCAAGAAUCUGCUUCUAACUGUGAACCGUAUCAGCAGCAGCAGUCGAGGCUUCCAGAAAAACAAACUCCAACGUUCCCCGUCAAAAAGCGCGUGUACAACGAAACGGACGCACCCUCUCAACCGAAUUCUACCUUGGAACCAGAAACGUACGACAGAAACUACGAAAUAAACUUAAUCUCCAGUCGUCAGUUGAAUCAGCAGCAUCAAGUGAGACCUAGUAGCAGAAACACGCCCCAGCAGUACGUUCAUCAAAACAUCCCCAAUCCGCGUUCGCUCAGUGCUCAAAAUCAACCGGCUUCCAAUGACUCGGAAACGAUGCGGAACACGAAUACUUUCCCAGCGGCAACAAAUUUAUACAGUUACGGCGGUGACCCAUUGUAUCCUAGUAAUUCCAGUGAAGGUCCAUUGGAUCUGAACGCUCGACCAGAUGGCGCCGAUAAGAAACUGUACGCCAACAUGGCGUAUAUGGGAAGCGGUGACAUCGGUUUUAACAAGACGACAGCGCAGUAUGGUUACGUCCGACCUCCAAAGGCAAGUGAGCCACAGCCGAGCGUGCAGGAGGCCGACGAUAUGAUGAUGCGUUACGCCGAAGCAACCGACUAUAGAAGCGCAGAUAUUAACAUAAGUCAGGCCUCUAAGACAUUGCUGGCUCAGCCGGAAAUGUCGAUUCCGAGACCCAGCUACACGGCGCCCUCGGUGUCGCAUAUUGUCGACCGAUUUCCGAGCGAAAACAUGUAUUACGCCGACAAAACGCUCGCAGCUUCUCACAUGUACAAUAAACCGAUAGUGACGAACUCUUCGAGUUUGCCAAUAUUCAGUCAACCUUACGGUCACGAUAUACAAACGUCGGCGGGCGGGUACAAUAGGCAACUGACUGAGCUACAAACUGCCAAGCCGUUCUUACAGCAGACACCACAGGCGCAGAGCUCUCAGCAGCUCGCCGAUAAGAAAUCGAAACGUCGUAAAAACGCGAAAAAUACCCCGCCUGUCGAUGCAACGCAGAGUGCCGGUUCAAAUCAGGGCUUCCAGUCGUAUUCAGGUUUGAAGAAUACGGGUAGUAUUGAGCCAAGUGCGAUAUCAUUAAAGACGGCCAGUGUAGUUCCCGGUAGUGCUUUUAAUUUCGGCCCGGCGCCGACCGGUCUCGGUUUAAGUUCCGGAUUAUACGGUGACAAAGAUACAUAUCCGAACUUUUUGGAAGAUUACAGGGCGGCGCCGAAUUAUUAUAUGGCGGCCGCCGCGGCGGCAGCCCAUCAUAGGUCGGAAACAACGGACAAACAAGUUCGAACUGCCCACCAAACGAGUGCGUCGACAACCGGUAGUUACCCGUUUAUCGGCGCGCCACAACCUAGGCCGCCGAGUUAUCCGUUUAUGUCUCCACAUCAAGGCUCACCGUUAAUGGACGCCGGUUCGCCAUUAUAUCAGCAGUAUUUACAGGCGGGCGUGCUUCAUCAGGGCCUCUUGGGACCGCCUGGCGCGUACCCGCCCGGUUAUCACCCGGCCUUAAGCAUGAGGCAACCGUUUGACUCCAUGACACGACCUUGGCUAUAACUACUUUUAUCACGAAGGUUAGGUUGUAAUGUUGAUUUAUAGGGUUAGUGCAUUUGCCAAAGACAUUUUUAGUUUAUACUGUAUAUAGAACCAUGUACAUUGUACAUAAUAAGCAUUUUAUACUACCUACUACUUACGCUAGUUAAAUUUCAUAGUGUAAGUAAAACUCGGUUUUUAAAUGUUCAGUUAGUAACAUCUUUAUUUUUAACCUUUUGUGAUUUCCAGAGGGCGGCAAACCGGUUGGGUCUUAUCAUCUUUGAGAUGUAGAUUCAUAGUUGCAUACAAAUAAGUCGGCCAAAGUUUCUUGCAAAAGAGCACCCUCUCAUUUGCUGACAUUUUCUCUGGUCGUUUUUCGAAUUCAGACUGGCUCAAAUAUUUUUAAAAACGUUGAGUGUUGAGAAUGCAUGUUACGAAAGAUUUAUUUGAUAACACGCCCAUUCAAAUACUGUUAUAUUUUGAUAUAUUAAUGUCAAAAACUGCUUUUGUUUUAAAAAUGUAACAUGUUUAAUAACAAAAAAGUUAUGAGUCAACUGAAUUAGGAAAGCGCCACCUGGCGAACAACAGGCGACUCUCUUUUAGUAUCUACUUUGACCAACUGUGUACUUGAAUGCACAAGCGAGCCGCCCUACAUAUUUUUAACUUCCGUAUAUGUAGAAUUAGAAAAUACAUUUUAUUUUGUUUUAACGUAUUACUAGUUCAGAUAUUUACACAAUGUUUUAACUGUAUAAAAAUAAGCACGCAAUAGCGAGUUAUCUUACUUAUUAAAUUAUUUUUCUAUAGACUAGCAAUUAUAAUUUAGUUUUGUAAUUUUUCUGUGAUAUAUAUAAAUUUUAACGAUUUAUAAAUGAA